UUCGUUUUAGGAGAAUCACGUUGUUUAGUGCACUGGCUAUACAGAAAAAAGAUGAUGGGAGACAACGAAGCUAGGAAUUUAAAGCCAAAAAAGUACCCGAUUAGUGACGAUUACAGAAUAACUGGGGCCGUUUUAGGACUCGGAAUAAACGGGAAAGUUGUUGAAUGUUUCUCUAAAAAAACGAAUCAGAAGUGUGCAUUAAAGGUAUUGAGAGAUGUGCCAAAGGCACGAAGGGAGGUGGAUCUCCACUGGAGAGCAUCAGGCUGUAAACACAUAGUAGCCAUUAAAGAUGUGUAUGAGAAUGCAUACAGUGGUCAGAAGUGCCUUUUGGUUGUCAUGGAAUGUAUGGAAGGUGGAGAACUCUUUAACAAAAUACAAGAAAGAGCUGAUUCAGCAUUCACAGAGAGAGAGGCAGCUGCUAUCAUACGAGACAUCGCUAAAGCCAUCCACUACCUACAUUCCAUGGAAAUUGCCCAUAGAGAUUUAAAGCCUGAAAACUUACUUUACUCCGACAAAACUGUAAAUGGAACACUGAAAUUAACAGAUUUUGGUUUUGCCAAAGCAAUCACAACAGAUUUUAAGAUGUUACAAACUCCCUGUUACACACCCUACUAUGUUGCCCCAGAGGUACUGGGUCCAGAAAAGUACGACAAAUCCUGUGAUAUGUGGUCCUUAGGUGUAAUCAUGUAUAUAUUAUUGUGUGGGUACCCACCAUUCUACAGUAAUCAUGGAGCAGCUAUUUCACCCGGUAUGAAGAAGAGAAUCAGAAAUGGACAGUAUGAGUUUCCAAGUUCAGAAUGGAAAAAUGUAUCAAAAGACGCAAAAGAAUUAAUACAAGGAUUAUUAAAAACUGUGCCAGAAGACAGGUUGACAAUAGAACAAGUCAUGAGGAACAAAUGGAUAUCUGAUCACAUCACUGUGCCCCAGACACCUCUCUGUUCAGCUGCGAUCCUAAAGGAAGAUAUGGAAAUGUGGGCAGAAGUACAGGAGGAAAUGACCAAUGCUUUGGCGACAAUGAGAGUGGACUACGAAAUGUGCCAGAUCAAAGACUUGGAUGAGACUGAUAAUCCUAUUCUAAAGAAACGUCAGAAGAGAAGUAAAGCAGAGCCCAUGUAUAACCAGUCUUAGUGAAGAACUGUCAACCUUAUAAAAGCCGCAUUAUCAUAGUUUCUUGUGCACACUAUAAGGAAUUUAUGACGUUAUGCAGAUAUUUCAUAAUAAAAUAAUAUCUGCUGAACAUUUAAAGAACACUAAAUUUGUACAUGUGUAUUUAAAGAACACUAAAUUUGUGAUUUUUUGUAUUUUAUAAAAAUAUGGAAAAUCCAAACAGGAUAUUGUAGCAGAGAUGCUUCUUGAAGUUUUAAAUAUUCAUUUAAGCUCUUAUUAUUAUUUUGAAAGUAAGAUGUAUGUUUUAAAAUUUUUAUUUUAUAAAAAACAUUGUAAGAGAGAGGGAGUGAUUAAGUUGGCUUUGUUUGGUAUUUACUAAUAUAGCUAAGGAAUGUAUAGAAAGUAUGUACAUGUAUAUGGAACUUUUAUUUUCCUGAAGAUUUUUACCACAUAUUUACUGUAUCGUAUUUUAUGUACAAAACAAGUUUAUUUUUGUUUUUGAGACCAAAUGGCACUCUAAAUUUAGAAGUUGUCACCACAUUAUUGAUACCUGGUAAAUACAAAUUCCAGAAGUUGUAAAAGUCUGGUUCGUUGUAGAACAUUUAACACACUUUUACAAUAAAAUGAAAAAUAGUUAUAAACUCUUUGUUACUUAUUAAUGUGACCUUUUUACUGGGAUGUUUUACAUUGAAUGGGAUGAUUGGGAUUGUUGGAGUAAUGCAUCUUGAAAUUCCAGCCUUCAAUGAAAUAUCUUCAUGGUAUUCAGUUGUAUUAGAAUUGUUUUUUACUUUACCUACAGAGAGAAGGAUUAUUAUAAGGUAAAUUUUGCUUUAUAUAAUUGUUAAAUAAGGAUCAGGUUAAUAUGUGGAACAUUGAUCUAGACUUAUACUGAAGACAUCUUGUUGAACAAGAUAAGUGUAAAAUUAUCUGCCAUACUUGAAUACAGUAAGAAUAGAAAUUCACGGAUUGUAUUUUGUCAAGGCUGUUGGAUGGACUUUAUAAUUUAAUUUUGUAUGGUAAUUUUUAGCUAGUUAUUGUGUAAUUAUGUAUAAAAUCAAAGAGAGUUUUCAUGGAGGAUGGAUAAUGUCAUUAUUUGUUUUAUUUGUGAGAAUUUAAUUGUAAUGUCAUUCAAUACAAACAUUCAUGAAUUUUUAGCUCAUUUGAGUCUAGCAUAUUUGGAAAUGUGAUGUAGAGCUAACUUAUUUGGUUAAGUUACAAGAAAUAAUAACGUUAGGGUUGUUUGAUUGAAACAUGUUUGUUUCUUUUUUUUACAGAAAUUUUAAUUCAAAUAGUUAAUAACUUUUGUUAUUUUGUAAUUGAGGGCAUGAGAAAUAAUACUGAAAGUUUAAAGAAAAAAGACUCCUUGUGUUUAUAAUCACCUUACUAGUAGUUUGGAUGUGAUAUGACAAGACACUACCUACAUACCAAAAAUUAUCAAUACUCAAAUUAGCAUCAACUUUUAAAACAUUUUUGAUAUAUUUUGGCUUUUUUAAGCUAUAGAAUAUAAAAAUAACUUUUAUCUAGAAUGAAAAAAAUUUUUUAGUGAACUUUUAGGGUAGAGGUGGUAAAAAGAUUCUUUUUCACAUUUAUGUGUAGCACGGUAAUUAACUAAGGGUGUUUGUUAUAGAUACGGUAUGUACAUGUAUUGCUACAUCCAUGUGCUACGCAGAGUAGAAUCAAAUAAAAGAGUUUUACAAAGAUU
Ylistrum balloti is the source of this 2809-nucleotide messenger RNA. Its product is annotated as MAP kinase-activated protein kinase 2-like. Lineage: Eukaryota; Metazoa; Mollusca; Bivalvia; Pectinida; Pectinidae. The record is from RefSeq and is a predicted model, not a curated record. Gene Ontology annotation, cellular component: nucleus; cytoplasm. The coding region runs from base 52 to 1128 and encodes 358 amino acids. The transcript has 10 exons. Gene Ontology annotation, biological process: protein autophosphorylation; intracellular signal transduction; peptidyl-serine phosphorylation. Gene Ontology annotation, molecular function: ATP binding; calmodulin binding; calcium/calmodulin-dependent protein kinase activity.